CAGGGCCGGUGCCGUCGGCGCCUCGGGACGUGGCGGUGACGUCGGUGAGCAGUCGAUUGAUCCGCUUGGCCUGGAGGCCCCCGACGGAAUUUCCCGGGAAUGAGGGCGGCUACGUCAUCUACUACGCCCGGGAGGGGGAGGAAAGCUUGGAAAACCUCCGGAAAUUCACCGAAUAUUCCUUAAAAUUCCGAGCCUUCAAUCGACAGGGAUUGGGAAUUCCAUCAGAAGAGCUGAAAAUCACCACCCUCUCCGACGUUCCCAGCGCUCCUCCCCGGAAUCUUUCCUUGGAAGUGGUGAAUUCCCGGAGCAUCAAAGUGAGUUGGUUGCCCCCUCCUGGUGAUUCCCAGAACGGAUUCCUGACGGGUUAUCGGAUCAGGCACCGGAAAACGGGGCGGAAAGGGGAGAUGGAAACGUUGGAACCCACCAACCUCUGGUACCUCGUGACGG
This is a messenger RNA of Empidonax traillii (willow flycatcher), 447 nucleotides long. Its product is annotated as netrin receptor DCC-like. The record is from RefSeq and is a predicted model, not a curated record. The transcript has 4 exons. Gene Ontology annotation, molecular function: protein binding. Lineage: Eukaryota; Metazoa; Chordata; Aves; Passeriformes; Tyrannidae. Gene Ontology annotation, biological process: cell-cell adhesion. The annotation marks the transcript as partial.